AUGUCCUCCGAGGGAGAGACGAGUGAGGGUGAAGGCCAAGAGGAGUUAUCGGAAAAGCAGUGUGAGUGUCUCGUUGGCCAGAAGGAGGAUGUAGAGCGAGAUUGGUUUGAAGUAUUCGCGGAUAGAGUGGGGAAGGCUCAAUUAAGUGACGACUUCUGUGUGUUGGUUAGCUCUGAGUUACGAGCGAAUUCGAAAGGAAAAUACUCUACACACUAUCGCCUGGAGGAGAAGACGGGUAUGCUGCUAUGUAGACGAUGGGAUGCCUCUGAGAAGGAAGUUGAGUGGAUUGUGUACAUCCCAGCCAACCGUCGUGAUCUCCAGUUAGAGGUUGUUCAUAAGUUCCACCACACUUUCCUCCACCCUGGGAUAGGGAGGACUGUGAGAUUGAUCCGUAAAUUCUGUUGGUGGAAAGGUAUCCACCAGAGAGUGAGGUCAUUUGUCCUGAGCUGUGAUGCUUGCUGUCGAGCCAAGGAAGGUCGUCUCUUGAACAAGUGUUUACCGAGUGUUAGAGAUUUCGUACCUCUGGUGUGGGGUAUAGCUGGCUUAGAUGUUUGGGGUCCGAUUCGGUUGGGUUCCAACGCCACUUCCUGGUUACGAUGUGUUAACGAGCUGUUCGGCAGAGAUAUUGUGACUGGUGUCAGUGAAAUUAUGGCCGAGAACGGCGUGUUCCGCGUAUGCGUGACUGACCAGGCCCAGUACUUUGUCUCCAAGAGAUUCAGAGAGUAUCUAGCCAGCAGGAGUGUUGUUCACUGUGUCACGGAGGCCUAUGAUGAAGAGCGACGAGGUUGGUAUGAACGAAGCCACAAGGAGCUUACGGUGACUUUAAGGGCUAUGGUUAGCGAAGGUCAGGCUAUGGAUUCGAUCAAUCAAGUGCGGCAGCGAUUAGCUUUGUUUAAUCAGCUGAAGCGAAGCUGCCGUCGGGAGAAGAUUGAUGAGGUUGGUGAGGAGCCUAAACAGUCCACCACGGCAGUGCAGACAGAGCCGAAGCAGACGGGAGAUUGGGGAUCCGUAAAGAUAGACAGGAAGGAUCUACGCCGUUGGAGGGAUACUGUGAAGGCGAUGUCGAAGUCAGGUCCGGGUAUGUUGACCCGGGGAAAGAAGAGAGUUCUGGAGCAGAUUGAGGAGGUUAGUAAAGCUCCUCGUAAGAAGCUUUAG
Messenger RNA from Perkinsus marinus ATCC 50983, 1155 nucleotides. Its product is annotated as gag/pol/env polyprotein, putative. Gene Ontology annotation, biological process: DNA integration. Bases 1 to 1155 code for a protein of 384 amino acids. The record is from RefSeq and is a predicted model, not a curated record. The transcript is spliced from 3 exons. Lineage: Eukaryota; Perkinsozoa; Perkinsida; Perkinsidae. Gene Ontology annotation, molecular function: nucleic acid binding.